AUGAAUUUCCAACCCAUCUCAUUGCUCGCCUCCACCCCCGAGCUCCAAUUUUGCGGUCCUUCCUCCACAUUCUACCGCAUCUCCUAUAUCACCGGACGUCUCAUAGAGGUUCGAAAACUGAUCGACAUCCACCAAGACGAUUUACCAACCCGCUGGGCCACCUACGAAGAGCAUCUCAAACACUACCACAGGGCCCGAUUGAGCAGGUUCAUAGCAUCAUGCGGGAAGCACGAAGAACGCAGCUCCACGGCUGUUUGGGUCACAACAACGCUCAGUGAUCUCACCACGAAGGAAGCGAGUCUUAAGGACCUUGUUAAGAUGCUGCAUGACAACUACCAAUGGAUGGCGGAGAAAGUUAGCUUGCUGCAGAAAGAGGAGCGAAGGUUGGUGGAGGAACUCGAGAUAGACCACAUCAGGAUGGAACGAGAUGGACUCUUUACCUCCGAUAUCUCGUGGAAGGCUGAGGUGUUCAUAAGGAAAGCAGAUGGGUCGAAAGUGACGAUGGAUGGCCUCGAUGCGUCGGACAAUAUCUUUCAGCCGGAACAGUGA
Molecule: messenger RNA, 549 nt
Organism: Morchella sextelata
Lineage: Eukaryota; Fungi; Ascomycota; Pezizomycetes; Pezizales; Morchellaceae
Exons: 1
Coding region: 1-549 (182 amino acids)
Source: RefSeq, a predicted model, not a curated record